Messenger RNA from Lolium perenne, 1108 nucleotides. Its product is annotated as bidirectional sugar transporter SWEET4. Gene Ontology annotation, cellular component: membrane. Gene Ontology annotation, biological process: carbohydrate transport. The record is from RefSeq and is a predicted model, not a curated record. Gene Ontology annotation, molecular function: sugar transmembrane transporter activity. NCBI's taxonomy places the organism in Eukaryota, Viridiplantae, Streptophyta, Magnoliopsida, Poales, Poaceae.
UGGAAUUUUUCCAUUCACUCAUCAGAUCAGGGACAGCAAGAGAGAGGGGUCCGCUGCACUUGUAUCAUCCUCCGAUCCAUCUCUUCCCUCCCCUCCAAACUCCGGCGAUCCAUCUCUCGCGUCCGUCGCAGUUCACUCUCGCCGCCGGAAGUCCCUUCCGCUGCCCUCCAAAGUCCGGCGAUCCCUUCACUCUAGAUCCAUCAGUCCCUUCGCCGCGGGAAGCCACCAUGACGCCGGACACCAUCCGCACGGCCAUCGGGGUGAUAGGCAAUGUAACUGCCGUGAUGCUCUUUCUAUCCCCAGUGCCGACGUUCUACGGCAUCUGGAAGAAUAAGACGGUGGAGGAGUACUCGGCCGUGCCAUACCUCGCCACGCUUCUGAACUGCAUGAUGUGGCUGCUCUACGGCCUCCCGGCAGUGACGCCGCACAACAUGCUCAUCAUCACCAUCAACGUUAUCGGCAUAACCAUCGAGCUCCACUACAUCGCGCUAUUCCUCGCCUACUCCGUCGGUGCCGCCCGACGUCGGGUCCUCCUCAUCCUCGUCGCGGAGGUCGCCUUCGUCUCCGUUGUCGCCGCGCUAGUCCUCAACCUCACCCACACGCACACCCACAGGUCCAUGGUCGUCGGCAUCCUGUGCGUCUUCUUCGAGGCUGCCAUGUACGCCGCGCCGCUCUCCGUCAUGAAAAUGGUGAUCCAGACCAAGAGUGUGGAGUAUAUGCCCCUGUUUCUGUCCUUGGCCUCGCUCGCAUGUGGCAUCAGCUGGGCUGCCUACGCUCUCAUCAAGUUCGACCUCUACAUCACCAUUCCCAAUGUGUUGGGCGUCAUUUUCGCGGUGGGGCAGGUGAUCCUGUACGCCAUCUAUUACAAGUCGACCCAGCAGAUCCUCGAGGCCCACAAGGUCAAGGCCAGUCAGGUACCCAUGAUGGAGGUUGUCGUCGACGGGAAGAACGGGAGCGCCACGGCCUCAGGCGCUGGAAACGACAACUAGCUAGUAGAAGCAACAUUACGUAUGAACACGAUCUCCAAGUUGUAGAUCCCGAACUUGUGUUGUUGUAUUGAUUGGAUCCUCAAAAGGUAUAAAUAUACAUGUAAAACAGAUGAGCGAGA